AUGGAACCUCAUAGCGAACAACUCACGAAUAGCGCCACCUCAACGUCACAGUUGACGUUACGGUGCAUCAUUGGAGCGGGGGUCAUCGGCCUCUCCACUGCUCAGAGCAUCUACCAGCACUUCCACGACAGGAUCACCCCUCUCAGCAUAGAGGUGUAUGCUGAUGUCUUCACUCCACUCACCACCAGCGACAGGGCAGCUGGACUCUGGCAGCCGUAUCUCUAUGACAAGGGGAAUGUGCAAGAAACUAAAUGGAACAAAGAGACAUUUGACCAUCUACUAAGUUGCCUCAGCUCUCCAGAUUCAGUGAGAAUGGGAAUCUUCCUCCAGUCUGGUUACAAUCUGUGCACUGAACCCCUGCCGAACCCCUCAUUUAAAGAUACCGUGUUGGGCUUUCGCCAGCUGACUAAACGUGAACUAGACAUGUUCCCAGGAUACAGUUUUGGGUGGUUCAACACUGCUCUGAUGAUUGAAGGAAAGACAUACCUGCCCUGGCUUAUGGACUGGUUAAGACAAAGAAAGGUCAGGUUUUAUCAGAGGAAGAUUGGUUCAUUUAAAGAGCUUGCAGAUAGUGGUGCUGAUGUUAUCAUCAACUGCUCCGGUGUCCGAUCAGGAGACCUUCAGCCAGGCAGAGGACAGAUCAUUAAGGUAGACGCUCCCUGGUUGAAACACUGGAUACUCACACAUGAUUCCUCAUCAGGAGUUUAUAACUCACCGUACAUCAUUCCUGGGAGUCGUUUAGUCACUGUGGGUGGAGUUUUCCAAGUAGGAAACUGGAAUCUGCAGAACAGUUCUGUUGACCAUAAAGGAAUCUGGGAAGCCGCCUGCAAGCUUGAGCCCAGUCUACAGCAUGCACGGAUAGUAGAGGACUGGACUGGUCUCAGGCCCGCACGCAGCAAAGUUAGAUUAGAGAGAGAGACCAUACGGUCUGGACCAACCUCGUUUGAGGUCAUUCAUAACUACGGACAUGGAGGUUUUGGACUGACCAUCCAUCGUGGAUGUGCUGAGGAAGCUGCUCGUCUCUUUGGUCAGAUCCUGGAGCAGAAAGGCCUGCUAGCACACUCUAAAUCACGUCUCUAAUAGAUCUGGGCCUCUGGAUGUUAUAUACAGUAUCAAUUUUAUUCUCGCUAAUCUAAUAACCAUUGUCAUACUGAUUCCAAGAGAAAAUGAAUCUCCAGAACUGAAUACAUUUGUCUACAUUUAUCUCCACUAAUCUAUAAUAAAUAUACAUACACUCACUUUCUUUUUCUUGAAGCAUAAUUUAUUGUUAUCAUACAUGUACAUCCAGUGCAGUGGCAAGAGAUCUGUGCACACAGACACAAAACACGGCACUAAAUCGCAAAAGACAGGCAACUCUCUGCACUCACAGGAACAACUGCACGCUUCCCAUCAUGCCACACACAUACCCACUGUACAGUUGAAAAGGCAGAAAUACAAAUAACCGAAUAUAGCAUUGAGCGAUUGUGCUGAUAAAAACAAAGAUUGUUGCUAAAUGUUCAAGUUGUGUGUUCUGAUGCAAGCCAUUGUUUGAAAAAUGUGCUUGGAGGCUGAUGUGCUAGAAUAGACAGUAAUAAAAUAUAUCUGACCCAAAGGCCUGUACUGUUGAAAGCCACUUGCUAUUGUUUUAUUCUUAUUGAGCUGUAUUUUAAGAUUAUAAUUAUCCAAUAACCUUUGAUAUGCCUGAUUAUAAGGGAUCAACUGUAAUUUAUACACUUUAUAUGAGUGAUUGCAGUUGGCAGCCGGUGAGAGGACGAAGAGAGGUGCUCUCAAGUGCUGAGUUUUGUGAAAUGAAGACUUUGGUGUCCACUAGAUACGUCACUGGUGUCAGUGAAAGUAUAAAACUAUGAAUGGCUAACAAUUAACAAUUAAGUAUGGUAAAUGGUUCUUUGAAAAAAGCAAGAUAACACC
This is a messenger RNA of Sinocyclocheilus anshuiensis, 1908 nucleotides long. RefSeq names its product D-amino-acid oxidase-like. The transcript is spliced from 11 exons. Gene Ontology annotation, biological process: D-alanine catabolic process; L-proline catabolic process; D-serine catabolic process. Gene Ontology annotation, molecular function: D-amino-acid oxidase activity; FAD binding. The record is from RefSeq and is a predicted model, not a curated record. Bases 1 to 1080 code for a protein of 359 amino acids. Lineage: Eukaryota; Metazoa; Chordata; Actinopteri; Cypriniformes; Cyprinidae. Gene Ontology annotation, cellular component: cytoplasm.